AUGAAAAAUUUUUUACUGGCCAUUUUCUUUGCCACUGCAGCAAUCGCUGCCCCCGAUCCAAGCAGCUGCCGAUGUCAACCCAAUCAGCCAUGCUGGCCAUCACCACAGGAGUGGAAUGCCCUCAACAGCUCGAUUGACGGUAACCUGGUCGCAGUGCAGCCUGCUGCUGCUCCUUGUCACAUUAACCCCAACAGCACCGCCUGCCAGGAAGUCACGGCGCAAUGGACCAACUCCGUCUGGCGCGCCGCUCAGCCCGGCGCCGUGCAAUGGGAGAACUGGGCAGCCUGGCCGGAACAAAAUGAGAGUUGUUAUAUCGAGACUGCGGCGUAUAUGCCAUGCCAGCAGGGGCGUAUCUCGCUCUACUCUGCCGUGGUCCAGAACGCGCGACACAUCCAGGAGGCUGUCCGGUUUGCAAAGCAGCAUAACGUCCGUCUCGCGAUCAAGAACUCCGGCCACGAUUUCCAUGGACGCUCGGCGGCUCCGAACUCCCUUCAGAUCUUGACCAACCGAAUGAAGGGAAUUCAGUUAGUAGAUAAUUUCGUUCCGAAUGGGGCGCCGAACGAUGAAGGUGAAGGUCCGGCUGUAACGCUGGAUGCUGGGAUUAGUCUGCAGGAGAUAAAUGCUGCGCUCAGCAAGCAGAACAGAACGGUAGUGGGAGGCUCCGCUCACACUGUUGGCCUAACCGGAGGGUAUAUCCAAGGCGGCGGUCAUUCGUUCUUGAGCCCAUGGAAGGGGAUGGCGUCGGAUAAUGCCCUGGAGUUCAAUGUCGUCACGGCUUCGGUUUGGCGCGCAGCACUGAAGUUGCUACAGGGAGAUCUAGUCACUGCCAAUGCCUACCAGAAUUCGGAUCUGUUCUGGGCGCUGCGAGGCGGUGGAGGAGGCACCUUUGGCGUCAUCACCCAAGUCACCGUUCGUACAUUCGAGGAAAUUCCUCUCGUCAUUACCUCCAUGAACAUCACCACUGCCGCCGGAGAUCCCGCAUUUUGGAACGCCGUGGCGGACUUUCAUGCUGCGUUACCGGCCGUGACUGACGCACGAGGAGGCGGAUACUACACGGUGACUCCCAUUCUGCCGUGGGAGAAGAAUCAGACCCUCUCGGUGUUGAGCUUUACGCAUUUCCAUGCCAACACUAGCAACACCACCGAGAUUGGCCAGGUCUAUGAGCCACUGGUGAAGAAGCUCAACGCGACUGCGGACGUGCAUACACAGUAUAGAUCCUUCCCCAUGCCCAGUUUCCAUGAGGCCAUAACAAAGCUCCUACUCGUCGGCGAUGCGGAUACGACAGGACAAAUCGCCUUCCUCUUCUCCAGGCUGUUCUCGAGAGACCUCCUCACCUCCCAGGACGGACCCGCCAGGCUCGCUUCUACGUUGAGUAAAUUCCGCUAUACGCCUGGGGAACCCAUCGCCGGCAUCGUGGUGGGAGGCGGCGCCGUGGCAGAGAACGCAGGCAAAGUGGACAGUGCACUCAACCCGGCUUGGAGAAAGGCGGUUGUGCAUAUCGUGUACGUCCGAAGUUGGAGUCCCAAUGCCACUCUGGCAGAGCAGCAGGCCGUCAUCAAGAACGUGACGGAUGUUGAGCUGCCAUUGCUGCAAGGAGUCGAGGGUGCAGACAAGAUGGGCGCGUAUGUGAACGAGGCCUUUCCCUAUGAACCCAACUUCCAAGACUCUUUCUGGGGCAGUAACUACCCCCGUUUGUACAGCAUCAAGCAGAAAUGGGAUCCGGAUGGUCUUUUCAUAGCGCGCCGGAUGGUUGGCAGCGAGGAUUGGGAUGAUCAGGGCCUCUGUCGGAUUGCGAAGUGA
Molecule: messenger RNA, 1800 nt
Organism: Aspergillus pseudoviridinutans
Lineage: Eukaryota; Fungi; Ascomycota; Eurotiomycetes; Eurotiales; Aspergillaceae
Product: FAD-dependent oxidoreductase
Exons: 2
Coding region: 1-1800 (599 amino acids)
Molecular function (GO): oxidoreductase activity; FAD binding
Source: RefSeq, a predicted model, not a curated record